Messenger RNA from Hypoxylon fragiforme, 1484 nucleotides. RefSeq lists its product as uncharacterized. The record is from RefSeq and is a predicted model, not a curated record. NCBI's taxonomy places the organism in Eukaryota, Fungi, Ascomycota, Sordariomycetes, Xylariales, Hypoxylaceae. The transcript has 4 exons. The coding region runs from base 48 to 1484 and encodes 478 amino acids. Gene Ontology annotation, molecular function: oxidoreductase activity; FAD binding.
GGACCAUCUAAUUGACACUCGUUCCGUUGCUCCCAAGGCCAUUGACCAUGCUCCGCUCACUAUUUCAAGGCUUGCUCCUCAGCUCAGGAGCUCUUGCAGCCAGUCCUGACUUCCAAGCUCUCUUUGCUCCCUCUCUUUCGCCAGGAGUAGAGAUAGCCUCCUCGUCUGAUGCCAACUUCAAGCAGGUAGCUUCUCCUCGCUGGUCGGUCUGGCAUGCCCCAACAUUCGAAGCCGCCAUCAAGCCGAAAACUGAGGAAGAUGUGCAGAAUAUCGUUAAAAUAGCAGGGCAAAACAACAUCUCAUUUCUAGCGACGCUUAACGGACACAGUUCCAAUCUUCUAUACUCCAACCUUCAAAAUGCUCUCAACAUCAACCUUGCGAACUUCAACUCGGUUACAGUGGAUCCUGUCACGAAUCGUAUGACUGUUGGCGGAGGCGUCACGUUUGGGAACAUAUCCGACCCCUUAGCUGAGGCUGGAAAAGAAAUGCAAACCGGAAACGCCGUCUGUGUUGGUCUCGUUGGUGCCACUAUCGGCGGUGGCAUCGGCACCUUGCAAGGUCUUCGCGGCCUCGUUCUAGAUGCCCUCGAGUCUGUGCGAAUGGUGACAGCAGCGGGUGAGAUCGUUACUGCUUCGAAUAAAGAGAACCCGGAGUUAUUCUGGGCGAUCCGUGGCGCGGGUGCCAAUUUCGGCAUCAUCGUCUCAGCCACUUACAGCGUCUAUGACUGGACUAACCAGGGACGGGUGACUCUGGCCAAUUUUGGCUUCCACCCCUCAGCCAACCGCUCCGUCUGGGAGCUGUUGAAGUCUUAUGACGACUACAUCCCACAGAAGCUUGCUCUCAUUCCCUCCAUAACGUACAAUCGCACGAUCAAUGAGACAAACAUUGGAUUUGGCCUAGUCUACUACGGCACCCAACGUGAGGCCCAACCUUACCUGGAUCAGCUUGCGGCGCUGAACCCAGCUACCAGUACUGUUCAGAACAUCACGACUGCGGAGAUGCACGAGAUCUUUUCUCGGGGUGCGUGUGAUGCAGGCUAUCGGCGCAACGUAUUCACGAUCGGCCUGCGGAAAACGGACCCUACUACCUACGAGAGGACGUUGAGCGACCUGACAGAAUUCUACGAGACGUAUCCCGACUACAGCGGCAGCUUCGCGAUCCAGAGAUACAGCAAUGAGGCCAUGUUGCAGGUGCCCGAUGAGUCGACGUCAUACCCUUGGAGAGACAUCGGUGCUUACAUGCUAUUUGACAACGAUUACACCGAUCCUGCCUUAGAUGACAUUGUCGAGAACUUCUCGCGCGGCAUACGCUCUAGGUUCGAGGCUGUGAGUGGAUUUAAAGAGCCCCAGGUAUACCUGAACUACGACCACGGCGAUGAACCCCUGACCCAAACAUUCGGGGCAUCGAAACUACCAAAACUCCGCGCCCUCAAGAAGCAAUGGGAUCCGCUGUACCGCUUCGGGUAUGCCAACCCCAUCUACUAG